CCAUGGCUUUUUGAUGAUGGCUCCAAACUCAUGGAUUCCAUCUACUAAAACUCUUUAACGACCAUUACGACUUGCAAACUCCACCACCUCUGUCAUGGUUUCUAUCUCACACCCUCCAAACAAUAGCUCUAUUCUUAUUCAGGUUCAUGAUAUCCAAAAUGUUUCUCUUGAAGACGAGAAAGCUAUACUUAAACAAGUGGGUCGGAUGCUAAGGAUAUCAGAAGGAGAUGAAAGGAACGCGAGGGAGUUUCAAAACAUGCAUCCAGAAGCAAAGAAGAAAGGUUUCGGUCGACUUUUUCGUUCUCCCACACUCUUUGAAGAUGCUGUUAAGUCCAUCCUUCUUUGCAACUGCAAGUGGACGAGGACAUUGGAUAUGGCUAGAGCUCUAUGUGAACUUCAAGCAGAGUUAGCUGAUGGCUGGAACAGUGAAAAUAUAGUCAAACAUCCCAAAAAGAAAGGGUUAAAGAGAAAGAAAUUUGCUCGAAAACAAAGUAAGGUCAACAAAUGUGUGGACGAGAACAGUGAAAAUUCACAACUUCUAGAAGGCAAUAAUAUUAAAGUUAAGGCAUUAGGGAAUUUUCCAAGCUCAAAAGAACUAGCUACCCUUACGAAGGGUUACUUGAAAAAACGUUGCAAACUUGGGUAUAGAGCAUGUCACAUUUUUGAACUUGCUGAACGUGCAGAGGAAGGAAAGCUUAAGCUUAAGCUCAAGAAAACAUCCAGCUAUGAGGAAAUAUUUGACAAAUUGAGUAAAAUCAAAGGCUUUGGUCCUUAUGCAUGUGCCACACUAAUGAUGUGCAUUGGAUUUUAUCAAAUGGUCCCUAUGGAUACUGAAACAAAGCGACAUUUAUGA
Quercus lobata is the source of this 853-nucleotide messenger RNA. RefSeq lists its product as uncharacterized. Lineage: Eukaryota; Viridiplantae; Streptophyta; Magnoliopsida; Fagales; Fagaceae. The coding region runs from base 95 to 853 and encodes 252 amino acids. Gene Ontology annotation, biological process: DNA repair; base-excision repair, AP site formation. The record is from RefSeq and is a predicted model, not a curated record. The transcript has 4 exons. Gene Ontology annotation, cellular component: nucleus. Gene Ontology annotation, molecular function: 8-oxo-7,8-dihydroguanine DNA N-glycosylase activity.